Molecule: messenger RNA, 702 nt
Organism: Vicia villosa (hairy vetch)
Lineage: Eukaryota; Viridiplantae; Streptophyta; Magnoliopsida; Fabales; Fabaceae
Product: glyoxylase I 4
Exons: 4
Coding region: 69-500 (143 amino acids)
Source: RefSeq, a predicted model, not a curated record
AGAUAAAUAGUGAGUUUGAAUAGAAGACACAUUUGCAAUUAGAAAUCUGUAGAAGGGUGAAUCGAAAAAUGACAGGAGAAGGAGUGAGUCUGAAUCACAUAUCUCGAGAAUCCACCGACAUUAACCGCCUCGCCAAAUUCUACCAAGAGAUUUUUGGAUUCGAGGAAGUAGAAAGUCCCAAGUUUGCAGAGUUUAAGGUUGUAUGGCUACGUCUUCCAUCAUCUUCACUUUAUCUUCAUCUCAUCGAGCGUAAUCCAUCUAACAAUCUUCCUGAGGGUCCGUGGAGUGCCGCUUCUCCCGUUAAAGACCCUUCCCAUCUUCCUAGAGGCCAUCAUCUCUGCUUCUCUGUCCCCAAUUUGCAAUCCUUUAUCCACACUCUCAAGGACAAGGGUAUUGAGACUUUUGAGAAAUCUCUGCCUGAUGGCAAAAUCAAACAAGUGUUCUUCUUUGACCCUGAUGGUAAUGGCUUGGAGGUUGCAAGCAAGGAAGACUCCUCCUAGUUACUUCGAUGUGCAUCUGUUAUGAUAUUGUAACUGUAGUCUAUAAUAGUAGUAUUAAUAAUGAUGCAUCUGUUAUUGGUAGCAUUUAAGGACACACCAAACAUAUGUUGCUUAAAGAUGCACUUGUAUUGUAAUGCACCUUUUUUAGUUUUGUUUUUCUUUUGCCACCAGUUAUUCAUAAAAUAAAGCUAGAUUUUGAUAA